Molecule: messenger RNA, 685 nt
Organism: Centruroides sculpturatus (bark scorpion)
Lineage: Eukaryota; Metazoa; Arthropoda; Arachnida; Scorpiones; Buthidae
Product: CLIP-associating protein 2-like
Exons: 4
Source: RefSeq, a predicted model, not a curated record
GAGAAGAAAUAUUAAUAGCUCUGUUUAGUUUGAAUGCUCCAGAAUUUUCUAUACUGCUGAAUCAACUUUCAAAAAAUUAUCAGGAUAGUGCCUUUCAGUUAUUAAAUGCACAGUUAAGGCAAAGAAGUACUGAAAACAAUUCAAAAUCAUCAAUUGGAAAAAAAAAUUCAUUUGGCUCUGGUCGACAUCAGUCAUCAAAUACAACUUUUUCAAGGUUUCAUACAAUUGGGUCACAGAAUAACUCAUUUGAAUCUGAUGACACAGAAAAUCUUAAUCCUGAAGAAAUAUAUAAUUCUUUGAAAAAGACAACAGCAGAAAUUCAGAAAUACAGUCUUGAAAGAAUAGAACAAGAGUAUAAUGGAAAAGAUAGUAGUAAAGAUAGUCGUCGUCUAUUAGGAGAACAACAACAGUUAAGGGAUACUGCUUCUCAAGAUUCUGGUAUUAGUCAGUUAUCUGUUCCAGAUGGGCGAUUGGAUAUAUUGGAAGAAAAAUUAGAAUACUUAUCUAGUACUGAUUCUUCACCUAACAAAAAAUCACCAAUUGAAUACAAUCCAAUUUUAUAUGGACAUUCGGACACAAAAAACAGAUUUGAAAGAGAUAUAGAAAUAUUACAAGAUGGAAAUACAAAUAAAGAAGGUAAAUUUUAUUCUGAAAUUGUUUUGUAGUAGAAUUAAUUAUAAUCUAG